GAAGAUGAGCCUCACCUUUUAAGGGCUCUUCCAGUCUGCGGAGGUGCCCCAGAAACACAACGCCAAUCGUCUCUUUUCUGCUAAACAGGAGUUCGGUUAGGGAUGCUGGGAGUCGUGGUAGCACUGCUGAUGGUGGGCAUUUCAACAUGGGCAUAUACCGCCAUCAAGCCUCCCCCUCCAAAGCGAUGUGGUUCCCCAAAUGGCCCUCCUGUUACUUCACCAAGAAUCAGAUUAAGCGAUGGAAGGUAUCUCGCUUACAAAGAGGCUGGCGUUCCCAAGGACAGAGCCAAAUACAAAGUCAUUCUCACCCAUGGCUUUGACAGCUCUAAAGACAUCUAUCUGCCUCUCUCUCAAGAGUUGAUGGAGAACUUGGGCAUAUACAUUGUUACAUUUGACAGAGCUGGGUAUGGGGAAAGUGAUCCAAACCCAAUGCGGUCGGUCAAGAGUGAAGCUUUCGAUAUUCAAGAGCUUGCAGGGCAGUUGGAGAUUGGACCUAAAUUCUACUUGGUUGGGGUCUCCCUCGGAACGUACCCCACUUGGGCUUGCCUCAAGUACAUACCACACAGGCUGGCCGGCGUGGCUCUCAUAGUUCCUGUCAUCAACUAUUGGUGGCCUUCUUUUCCGACUAAAUUGUCUGCUGAGGCCUACAACAAGCAGCUGAAGAGGGACCAGUGGAAACUUCGCAUUGCACACUAUGCCCCUGGGCUAGUGUACUGGUGGAUGACGCAGAAAUGGUUUCCUUCUUGUACUAUCAUGGAGAGGAACCCAAUAAUUUUCAGCAAACGCGAUUUCGAAACCAUAAAGAAAAUGUCACAAAUCCAAAUACCCGGCGAGGAGAAGAUACGGCAGCAGGGUGUUUACGAAUCGCUCCAUCGAGACUUAAUGGUCGGCUUUGGUAAUUGGGAGUUUGACCCGAUGGAACUCAGAAGUCCAUUCCCUCACAAUGAAGGUUCUGUUCACCUCUGGCAAGGUCAUCUGGACAGUCUAGUACCAUUUCAAUUGCAGCGAUAUGUUGUGAAGAAGUUACCAUGGAUACGAUAUCACGAAGUCCCCAACGGUGGUCAUUUGCUCAUUCAUGACAACAUUUUAUGCGAAGCCAUCUUCAAAGCACUUUUGCUUGGAGAAGAACCCUCUUCCAUAUAACUCUGCUUCUCUCAAAAUGGUGCUUCUUUUUUCUCCCUUAACAUGAUCUUCAGUGAAGUCCAAUAAAGUCAAGCUUGAAAACUAAUUACGGGUGUUGCUUUGCACUUGUUUUUGUAAGUUCAGAUAGAUUAUACAACCAUCUUUGGCUGUUAUAUAUGCAUUCAUAUGGAGUUAAGGGAUUGUGAAAGAUAUUUCAUUAGAAAUAUUUUUGUAAUUGCUGGACUCAUAUUCCAACAUGAUGUGCUUCUAGUGUAAGGUAAAAAUGUUGUAUGUGGAGUGAUUUUUGAUA
Molecule: messenger RNA, 1432 nt
Organism: Malania oleifera
Lineage: Eukaryota; Viridiplantae; Streptophyta; Magnoliopsida; Santalales; Ximeniaceae
Exons: 5
Coding region: 103-1143 (346 amino acids)
Source: RefSeq, a predicted model, not a curated record